AUGUCUGAUAAAACAAGUGAAGCAAAAGUCCAUUUUAGAAGCAACGCAAAAGUGCAUGAAGUCGACUUACGCAUUCGUGAAGCCAAUAUACGUCUGUGUCAAUUAUGUCUUUGGCGUAAUCGAAAAGGAAUUGGUUUUCAUAUUGCACCCUCUUCUAGUUCACUUCCUGUGAUAUGUAUGGUUGAAUCUAAUAGUCCAGCGUCAGCAGGUGGUCUUAAAAUCUGUGAUGCUAUUCUUGCUGUUAAUAAUAAGAAUAUAUCUGAAGCGAAUUAUCAACAAGCCACAACGAUCAUAAAAACUGCGUUGAACACGAAAGGUCGUGUCGAUUUACUCGUCGUGGAACAAAAAUUCUAUAAAGAAUUAAAGAAAAACGAUAUAUCAAUGAUUUCUAGUUCGGCCAAGAUACUCGUUACACCACAUAGUAUGCCUGCUGAUUUCUUCAAUUUUCCUAAGCAUCAACCACGCACUUGUGACAUUCAUGUAAAUCAAGAUAACAAAACAUUUGGCUUCGAAGUAGUUAGUGGAGAUGAUAAUAUUGGUAUAUAUAUUCAAGAAGUCGCUCCAGAUUCAGCAGCCAGCAAUGCUGGGUUACGGAAAAGUGAUCGAAUCAUAGAAAUUAAUGGAACUUACAUUGAACAAGAUUCCAAUAUGAAUUAUCAACAUUAUUUAUGGAUAGCUCAAGCUAGUGUUUAUGUGGAUAUAGGUGAUGAUAAAUCAAAAUUAGAAGCAACAAAAUUAUUUGAAUUUGUACUUAAUGAAAAUCCAUUACAUGAUAAUGCACGACUUAAUCUUGCUAUUCUUCAUUUUAAUCCAUCACAUGUACAUGUACUUGAGACUUGUGCUAUUGUUGGUUUACAAAUGAAUCAUCCAACAGAAGCAUUUAUUGAUCUUAAUCAAGUAUUACAUUUUCAACCAUCAUCAGCUCCAUUACUUGCAAAUCGUAGUGUUAUUCAACAAUUUUUAGAUGAUAAUAGAAAUCAGAGUUGCUAG
This is a messenger RNA of Rotaria sp. Silwood2, 990 nucleotides long. The record is from the annotation of a GenBank genome assembly. Lineage: Eukaryota; Metazoa; Rotifera; Eurotatoria; Philodinida; Philodinidae.